Molecule: messenger RNA, 565 nt
Organism: Stegodyphus dumicola
Lineage: Eukaryota; Metazoa; Arthropoda; Arachnida; Araneae; Eresidae
Product: protein DEK-like
Biological process (GO): chromatin organization; regulation of double-strand break repair
Cellular component (GO): nucleus
Molecular function (GO): histone binding; DNA binding
Source: RefSeq, a predicted model, not a curated record
UGUUGCAAACAGCGGGAACUAGUUGUUGUGCGUGUUCUUCACCGAAGUGGUUUGGAUUGAAUUAUUGUUAUUUUUCGACUUGUACAUUUGUUUACUGUUAUUUUUUUUGUUUAACUUCUCAUAAUUUUACGUGACUAAGAGGCCAUCCGAAAUGUCUUCAGAAAAUAAUGAGGAGCAUAACUCAACGCCCCCUGAUGUCAAAGAAGACGACGAAAGUGAAAUUCAAGCAGAAGAUCAGAAGCCAACAGAUGAUUCUUCCAAAGACAGUGAUAAAGAUAGCAUAAAACAAGAUAGUGCAAAAGAAGAAAGUGGGAAAGAAGAAAGUGGGAAAGAUGAAAGCGAAGAUGAGAAUGAAGAAGUGGGUCUUCUUGAUAGGCCAGUUGAGGUAACUGGUUGUCGAGCAAGAAAAAAAGUUGAACGCCUUGAGAUAAGUUUUGCGACUUCCAAGGAAAAACAAGAAAUUCCUGUAGGUAAAGGACAAAAGCUUGGAGAAUGUCCACGAACUACUAACAAGAUUGCUCUGAAAAUUUGUUGCAAAGGAAGAUUGCUAGAAUUUAAGAAUUGA